This is a messenger RNA of Pediculus humanus corporis (human body louse), 1095 nucleotides long. RefSeq lists its product as uncharacterized. The transcript has 5 exons. Gene Ontology annotation, biological process: endoplasmic reticulum unfolded protein response. NCBI's taxonomy places the organism in Eukaryota, Metazoa, Arthropoda, Insecta, Psocodea, Pediculidae. The record is from RefSeq and is a predicted model, not a curated record. Gene Ontology annotation, molecular function: protein binding. The coding region runs from base 1 to 1095 and encodes 364 amino acids.
AUGAUGAGUAGGCUAGCUAUGCUAGAGAUACCAGUUAAACUUAUUGUAAAAGCCCCAAAUCAACAGAUUGAGGAUCAAACAAUACAUUGUAAUUUAUCAUGGACCAUUAAAAGGCUUAAAGGGUAUCUUUCGGAAGUUUACCCCAGCAAACCUAAUACAGAAGACCAAAGAUUAAUUUACUAUGGACAAUUACUUAGCGACAGUGUAACAUUAAAAGAUGUAUUUACUCGUUAUGAAGCAGGAGAAGAAACACAUACGGUUCAUUUAGUUUGCAUGCCAUCCAAAGAAAGCCUGAAAAUGCAAGCGAGAAAAUUAUCAGAGGAAAGUAAAAAAAAAGUGCUGGAAACUAGUUCAAAUGAAAAUUUCUCUGGGCAAAGAUUACAAUUGAAUGAAAGUGAAAGCUUGUCAGAAACUAGGAUAGAGCAAGAACCAACAACCAUGAGAGACUACAUCCAAGCUACUAACUAUCAAAAUUGGUUAAGCGGAUUUUAUUCUCAAGCACAAAAUACCAAUGAUUACGCCCAGCAAUGGGCUUGGAUGCAACAGUUUUAUGCAAAUUAUUAUUUAAGUCUGUACAUGAACAUGGUGGCUCGACAAAACGGAUUGAGAAAUGAAUAUUCCGAUCCUAGGCAAGCAGAAAAUGCUCAUAAUAUUGAAAAUCAAGGAAUUCGUGAUGAAGAUGAAGAUAAUCAUAGAGAUUGGUUGGAUUAUUUUUGCAUUUUGAGCCGACUUAUUGUUUUACUUGCAAUUUUAUAUUUUUAUUCUUCACCAGCCAGAUUUCUUAUUGUUUCAUCUCUUGGUAUGGCACUAUACCUGCAUCAAAUAGGUUUUUUCAGGAUUAAUCAAUUUCAAGGAGUGGAAAAUAAUAAUGAAAUAAUUAAUAAUAAUUUGGCACCAGAAAAUAACAACAACAACAAUAAUAAUGGUUUAAAUGAAGACAUUGGUGAAUUACCCGUUGCAGAAAAUGGUUUAGAUCAAAUUGAACCUGAGCAAAUAAAUGCAAAUCCAGAACAUCCUUCUUUUAUAACUCUUACUUGGACUUUUGUAUCAUCAUUCUUUUCCUCUAUAAUCCCAGAGACUCGGAAUGCUCUAUAA